This is a messenger RNA of Fusarium tjaetaba, 1620 nucleotides long. RefSeq names its product cytochrome P450 monooxygenase. The transcript has 3 exons. Gene Ontology annotation, molecular function: iron ion binding; monooxygenase activity; heme binding. NCBI's taxonomy places the organism in Eukaryota, Fungi, Ascomycota, Sordariomycetes, Hypocreales, Nectriaceae. The record is from RefSeq and is a predicted model, not a curated record. The coding region runs from base 1 to 1620 and encodes 539 amino acids.
AUGCCACCCAAGAAAUCUGCAUUUGUAGUGGGUAACGAUGGUUUGAUGAAGCUGCUGUUGGUGGCUGUUUCCAUGGCAGCGAUCCUUGGAGUUACCUAUCUUUGGACAGUUCCCAACUCUAUCACGGAUCCGAGGAGACGAAAGCUACCUCCUGGCCCCAAAGGGCUGCCACUGAUCGGGAACAUGCUCGAUCUCGCUGACUCUGAUGACGUUCAGAAUAAAGUACGCAAAUGGCACCGGCACCACGGCGAUAUUUUUUACACAAAGAUUGGUGGUUCUGACUACGUCUGGCUGUCCUCCCCGAAGGUCGUCAAAGAGCUCAUGGACAAGCGAUCGGCCACCUGGUCUUCCCGGCCACCUCUGCCGCUGGCCCAAGAUGUCGCAAGUGGAGGUCUCCGACAGCUCUUCAUGUCAUACGGUCCCCGCUGGCGUCAGCUUCGAAAGCACACCCAUGCGCUGCUGAAUCUGAACUCUUCUCUCAAGUACAUGCCCGUUCAAGACUUUGAGUCAAAACAGGUCCUGCGCGACCUUCUAGACAAUCCCAAGGAGUGGUACACUAUCAACCGUCGCUACUCUACGUCUGUAAUUAUGCUGGUUACCUACGGUCAUCGGGUGCCGAAUUUCGAUGAUCCGAUGAUUAAGAAGAUUUAUACUGUUCUGGACAACAUGACUUGGACCACUGCCCUUGGUGCCCAUGCCGUCGACAGCUUCCCGUCUCUUUCUUCCUGGCCUGAGGUCUUCUUUGGCCACUGGCGCAGCAAGGCUAAGAAAAUAUUCGAACAUGACAGCAAGGUUUAUCUUGAGCUCUGGGAACAACUGAAGAAAGAAGUCGAUAGUGGCACGGCUAGGCAGUGUUUCUGCAAGGACUUCUAUCUUUCUGAUCCUAGUAAACACAACAUCGACGACCUUCAAGCAGCUUACGCGUGCGGCGGUAUGAUUGAAGCUGGGUCAGAGACUACCGCAACAUCAAUUAAUAAUUGGGUCCUGUGUAUGCUUCUCUUCCCAGAUACUUUCAAGAAGGCUCAACAAGAGGUGGAUAAAGUUGUAGGCAAGGAUAGACUUCCACAAUGGGAGGACGAGAAAGACUUGCCUUAUGUUCGGGCUAUGAUCAAGGAACUCCUACGUUAUCGUCCCGUGAACAAAUUCGGUAUGCAUCAUUAUACCUCUGAAGACGAUUGGUACGAUGGCAUGUUUAUUCCCAAGGGAUCAUGGGCCAUUUUAAAUUGGUGGGCCAUUCAUCGCGACCCUUCACUCUUCCCCAACCCAGACGUUUUUGAUCCGUCAAGAUAUCUCGAUAAGCCUCUAGCUGCUGCCGACUACAUCAAUACGAGCGAUCCUGAUGCUCGCGAUCAUUUCACCUACGGGGCGGGUCGCAGGGUAUGUCCUGGUGUGCACGUUGCCGAACGAUCACUCUUUAUUAAUAUCGUUCGCGUGAUUUGGGGCUUUAACAUCACCAAGGCUAAAGGUCCUGACGGUAGGCUUAUUGAGCCCACAACUGCUAUGGUCCCUGGAUUCUUGAGUAUUCCUGAACCCUUCGAUUGCGACUUUGUACCCAGAUCUGCUAGGCAUGUCAGGAUUAUGAGAGAGGAGUUUACAAAGGCAGAGGUAAUUGGGAUCUAG